Molecule: messenger RNA, 3405 nt
Organism: Lodderomyces pseudojiufengensis
Lineage: Eukaryota; Fungi; Ascomycota; Pichiomycetes; Serinales; Debaryomycetaceae
Gene: ZCF35
Product: Zcf35p
Exons: 1
Coding region: 1-3405 (1134 amino acids)
Biological process (GO): positive regulation of transcription by RNA polymerase II; DNA-templated transcription
Cellular component (GO): nucleus
Molecular function (GO): DNA-binding transcription factor activity, RNA polymerase II-specific; DNA binding; zinc ion binding
Source: RefSeq, a predicted model, not a curated record
AUGGCACUAGUUGAAAAUAAUACUAAAUCGAGCUUAAAAAGUGAUCCGGAGAUAAACAAGAUUGACACAAGUUCACCUGAUCAUACAGUUAAAAAAAGGAAUAGACCAAGUCUAGUUUGUUUUCCAUGCAGAAAAAAGAAGAUCAAAUGUGAUAGAGGUAAGCCUUGUAAUGGUUGUUUUAAAAAUGGCAUAAUUGAGGAAUGUACUUAUGAUGAAAGGUUAAAUAAUAGAAAGAGGCCAAGAAAGAAUAACAACCCUACUGCCGGAAGGAAACCAAAAAAUGUAUUAGUUUCAAAGUCAUCAUCAGGAAAUAUAAAUGGUACGCUUUCUUCUCAAAAUGAUGUUUGUGUGAUACUUCAAAAAUCAGAGUUAGAAGCUUUACAAUCCAAAAUUAAAAGAUAUGAAACAAUGAUAAAUGAUAAAAUUCUAAAAUCACCAGGACCUAGUAUUGAAUCAAAAAAUAAAGCAGUUAAAGGAAAUAAUGAUCUUGUAUUCAACAAUAGUGUUGAUACGUAUAGAAACGUGAUUUUCACAACUCACGAGGAAUCAAGACCUGGAUAUAUACCUUUUGAAAACAUAACAUCAGAAAGAAAUUAUAUGUAUGAUCCAAAUUUAUCGGUUACAAAUCAGAUUCAUUUGUCUGAUCUACCCAAAAGGGAGAAUUUUUUGAUAGGAAUAAACCCUUAUGAUGAUCCUGAAGAUUCUUUUAAGUCUUAUUCUCAAUCUUACCCAAGCAACGAUAUAAUGAGAAACAGGAAUUUGUACCCUUUGUCAUGGUCAUAUUCGGUAAGAAACAGUCCCUCAUAUAAAGCUUUGAGAAAUUUUGCACUUGUAGAGAAACAUCAAAUGAAUAACUUCAAAGCUGGAAUAACGUAUGAUAGAUUAAAAAAGUUAAUGGUUCCAAAAGAUGAUAUAAUAAAAAAGACAUUGAAUAUAGAUGAAAAAAUUGUUUCAACAUUUCAAGCUAAAACCGAUACACAAGAAGAAGAAAGUUUAAGUGGUAAUAAUCAAACAAAUAACGAUCCACAAAUUCAUAAACCAAUCAACAUAUCAACUUUGUCUUUAGGUUUAAGCGUGUUAGGAGGAGCUAAGGAUCGAGAAUUCACAUUGAUUGAGCAAAUCAAAAUGUUAAUGCCACAAAAAAAAGUUAUCUGGCUACUAAUAAGAAGAUUUAUGUUGAUUUUAUAUCCAUUUAUGCCUUUUUUAAUUGAGGGGGAUUUUAGGAAGUCAAUUGAAAGAAUUAUUGGGCCUGAAUCUUAUGAGCAAAUAGUUCCAAAUGUCAAGAUCGAAAAUAAAGUUGAUUUCAGUCAAAUUGGUAUUUUAUUAGUUGUAUUAAGACUUAGUUAUUUAUCAUUGUUUCACAACAAGGGAUCUCAUAAUGAAAAGAUAUUAACAAAGAAAGAUUUAACAUACGAGGAAGAAGAAAGAAAAUAUUUAUUGUUGAAUGCUGUUCCUAUUGGAAGUGUUUGUGUAGCGCAAGCAUGCUUGUUUUAUUCAGAAAAACUUGGUAUUGUUAGUCUUCCUAUGCUACAAUGUGCAGUGUAUAUCAGAAUGUAUCAAAUAUAUGCACCUGAAGAAGGUGAUGGAUUAGAGGGUGGGAAUAGCCAAAUCCAAAAUAGUACAUUGGUUUCGAUGAGUUACAUGUUGGGAUUAAAUCGUGAACCUGAUAAAAACCCAGACUUCAAGGAUGAAAAAUUGAAAAAUUUAUACAGAAAAAUUUGGUAUUUUGUGUUGCUGAUGGAUUAUCAUCAAGCCUAUACUUAUGGUGCUCCAGCACUGAUUAGAUUAGAGUCGUAUGAUACGAAAAGACCUUAUUUGUCAGAAUCAAAUUCAAACUUGAUUGAUAUAGAGCAAGACAAAACGUCUUACUCUUUAUAUGCAUUUAUUUCAGCAUUAGUCAAAGGUCCGAUAUUGGAAAUAUUUGAUUUAUACUCGAAAGUGAGUAACAAAAUCAAAUUAUAUGAACUAACCACUCAUCUCAAUUGUUUGGAACUUGGUGUCAGAAAAAUUUUUGGUAAAACAGGUGAUUAUAUCUCUCCCUUAGAGGAAACCAACAGUAGCUAUCACACAAAUAAGUUAAUGAAGAUUGCAAUUUUAUUGAAAAUGUACUCAUUUAUGAUGUUAAAUUAUUGUUUUUUAUUCCAUUUUUAUGAUCCGAUUAAUAGUAAGCUAUGUUUUUUUUACCUCAAAAAACUAUUAGCUAUUGGAAUGAAUGAAGUUUUACCAUCAAUAUUUGCAUUAAUCGUCAGAGGUCAAGAACUUUUUGGAGAAGGUUCGGAUUUGUAUUUGAACCCUACGCUAAUUCAAGUUGUUACAAGAAUUAGCGAUAUUUGUUUAAUAGGUAUAAUGAGAAGUAACUUUGCACUUUACAAAAUGCUGAAUAAUUCAUGGCAUAAGCAUUGUAUCAAAAAUGAUACGAACUAUAAACAGAAAUUUGAUUCUACUAAUAGGUUUAUAACAUUGAUGGAGAAAUCAUGUCGUGUUUGUUUAACAGCUGUUUCAAUUUUAAGUAAUAGAUAUUACUUUGCAUGGGAGGUGACGAGAAGUCAGAACUAUUACUUGAAACUAGUAACGAGUCAAGAAUUUUACAAAAAGAAUGACUCAAAGGGUUUAGAAUUUUCAGAUUCAAUAAUCGAACAUAUGAGUGAAUUGUCGGAUGUUGCUGAAAUAGGAUUAGAUGAAUUACAAGAAAAAGUCGAUAAAUAUUGCAGAGAAGUUGACAUUCCUUCGUUGUUCAGGAAAACUGAAAUGCCUAAUACAUACCAAUAUAAUAAAGCUAAUGAAUCGUCAUCGAGUAAACCAAUGCACAAUUCAUACUCAGGUUCAAUCACUACAACAACCUCUCCUUCGUCAAAUGGUAUUCCUACACCAGGAAGCGUUGCUUCCAAUGGUUUAUAUUUUACAGGCUUUGAUGAUUUGACUUUUGAUAAUAGUCAAGAAAUUGAUUCAAUUUGGUUGCAAAUGUUAUCGUUUAAAAAUGAAAAAGAGAACAAAGGAUAUUCGAGUUCUCAAGGUAGUCAGCAAACUAAUCAACAACAACAAACUGUUCAAACUCCGUACGAACAACAGCAGAUGCAGCAACCCUACGGACAACAUGGCGCACAUUCGGAAGGACAACAAAGUCUGUUACAAAAUGUUCAUCAGCAACACCCUCAGUCUCAUCCAGGAAACAAUGUGUCAAACGUGAGAAAUUUUGAUCAUGAUAAUGCCAUAAAUGUGGCUUAUGACUCGUUCGGAAAAUUAAAUGAUCAAUAUUCCAAUUCUAUAAAUACUCAAAGUCAAUACCAAAGUCUGAGUGAUCUUAACAAUGUAUCAGGUCAUAGCAAUAUCUAUCAACAAGAUAAUUUGUUCAAUUACUCAGAACUAUUUCAGGAUUUACCAUUAGAUAAAAUUUUCAAUAUGUGA